Grammomys surdaster is the source of this 1411-nucleotide messenger RNA. RefSeq names its product mitochondrial ribosomal protein L44 (gene Mrpl44). Gene Ontology annotation, biological process: rRNA processing; regulation of gene expression; primary miRNA processing. The record is from RefSeq and is a predicted model, not a curated record. Gene Ontology annotation, cellular component: nucleus. NCBI's taxonomy places the organism in Eukaryota, Metazoa, Chordata, Mammalia, Rodentia, Muridae. Gene Ontology annotation, molecular function: double-stranded RNA binding; ribonuclease III activity. The coding region runs from base 118 to 1116 and encodes 332 amino acids. The transcript has 4 exons.
GGUGUCCUUUAGUGCUCGGGGCCUUUCUCUGCUGCUACACCAGUUUCCUGGGACCUGCGUCCUGGCUACACCGCUCCGGCUGUCUUCCUUCCGCCUCCCAUUGCCUUGUUUUUUGCCAUGGCUUCUGCUGUGUUCCGGCUGCUGCAGCAGGGCCCUCGCCGCCUCUUGGCUCCAGCCCUCCCCACGCUGGCUCCUCCGGUUCGGAGAGUGCUGAAGGGAUUCCGUGCCGCCUACCGCUUCCAGAAGGAGCUGGAGCGACGGCGCCUGCUACGCUGCCCGCCGCCGCCCGUGCGACGCUCAGAAAAGCCAAACUGGGAUUACCAUGCGGAGAUACAAGCCUUUGGACCUCGCUUACAAGAAACCUUUUCGCUGGACGUUCUCAAAACUGCAUUUAUCAAUAGUUGCUACAUUAAAAGCGAAGAGGCGAAACGUCAGAACCUUGGCAUAGGGAAAGAAGCUGCUCUUCUGAAUCUUAAGGACAAUCAGGAACUGUCUGAGCAAGGGCUGUCUUUUUCACAUCAGUGCCUCACACAGUUUCUUGAAGAUGAGUUCCCAGACCUGCCCACUGAAGGCAUUAAGAGUCUAGUCAACUUUCUUACUGGUGAGGCUGUCGUCUGUCACGUGGCCAGUAACUUGGCUGUGGAGCAGUUGACCCUCAGUGCGGAAUUUCCUGUCCCCCUGCCUGUAUUACGUCGGACUUUCUUUGCAGUGAUUGGAGCCCUGCUGCAGAGUAGUGGUCCUGAAAGGGCUGCACUCUUCAUCAGGGACUUUUUAAUUACGCAAAUGACAGGGAAAGAGCUCUUUGAGAUGUGGACCAUCAUAAAUCCCAUGGGACUACUGGUAGAGGAGCUGAAGAAGAGAAACAUUUCGGCUCCUGAGUCUAGACUCACCAGGCAGUCUGGAAGCACAACUGCUUUGUCUGUAUAUUUUGUUGGUUUAUACUGUGACAAAAAGCUGAUUGCAGAGGGACCAGGGGAAACUAUAUUGGUCGCAGAGGAAGAAGCAGCACGGGUGGCACUCAGGAAGCUCUACGGCUUCACGGAGAACAGGCAGCCCUGGGACUACUCCAAGCCCAAAGAGGGCUCGAGAGCAGAGAAGACCAGUGUUGCCAGCUAGGCAGCAUGGGGUGACAUCAUCAUCACUGUGAACAAAGCCGUGAGAUACGGCCAGAGGCGAACAGCUCAGAAUAUUGGAGCAAUGCCUCAUUGUUCUUACUGUGCCCUACAGUUAAAUAAGUGUUUGUCAGGUGACGGGUGUUUGUUUCAUUUUUUUCUGUUUCUCUUACAUACCAGUGUAUUACUGUGUAUAAUUUGUACAGCUAGAGAUAUCCCCUCCAGCUUUGAAGUAUAGUCAAAUAUAUGUCAUAUGUGAAGUUUGUUGUAAUAUGAAUAAAAAGCUAUUCUUUGAGUUA